GCUCCUGGCCCUCUCUUCGUCUUGUCAUUGAUGGGCAACCAACUGGACCGCAUCACCCACCUCAACUACAGCGAACUGCCCACGGGGGACCCGUCGGGGAUCGAGAAGGACGAACUGAGGGUCGGGGUCGCCUACUUCUUCUCGGAUGAGGAGGAGGACCUGGACGAACGCGGCCAGCCAGACAAGUUUGGUGUGAAGGCCCCUCCGGGCUGCACCCCUUGCCCAGAGAGCCCCAACCGCCACCAUCACCACCUGCUGCAUCAGCUGGUCCUCAACGAAACUCAGUUCUCUGCCUUUCGGGGCCAGGAAUGCAUCUUUUCCAAAGUGAGCGGCGGCCCUCAGGGCGCCGACCUGAGCGUCUACGCGGUGUCCGCGUUACCGGCUCUCUGCGAGCCGGGCGACUUGCUGGAGCUGCUGUGGUUGCAGCCAGCACAGGAGCCGCCCGCGCCCGCCCCGCACUGGGCCGUCUACGUGGGCGGCGGGCAGAUCAUCCACCUGCACCAGGGCGAGAUUCGCCAGGACAGCCUGUACGAGGCGGGCGCGGCCAACGUGGGCCGGGUGGUGAAUAGCUGGUAUCGCUACCGCCCGCUUGUGGCUGAGCUGGUGGUGCAGAACGCCUGCGGCCACCUGGGUCUCAAGAGCGAGGAGAUCUGCUGGACGAACUCGGAGAGCUUCGCCGCCUGGUGCCGCUUUGGCAAGCGGGAGUUCAAGGCGGGAGGGGAGGUGCCGGCCGGCACGCAGCCCCCGCAGCUGCAAUACUAUCUCAAGGUGCACCUGGGGGAAAACAAGGUGCACACAGCCAGGUUUCACAGCCUGGAAGAUCUCAUCCGUGAGAAGCGCCGCAUCGACGCCAGUGGCCGCCUGCGAGUGCUCCAGGAACUAGCAGAUCUCGUGGACGACAAGGAGUAG
Messenger RNA from Chrysochloris asiatica (Cape golden mole), 909 nucleotides. RefSeq names its product protein FAM84A-like. NCBI's taxonomy places the organism in Eukaryota, Metazoa, Chordata, Mammalia, Afrosoricida, Chrysochloridae. The coding region runs from base 31 to 909 and encodes 292 amino acids. The record is from RefSeq and is a predicted model, not a curated record. The transcript has a single exon.